Messenger RNA from Dermacentor andersoni, 3735 nucleotides. Its product is annotated as putative acyl-CoA synthetase YngI. Lineage: Eukaryota; Metazoa; Arthropoda; Arachnida; Ixodida; Ixodidae. Gene Ontology annotation, biological process: fatty acid metabolic process. The record is from RefSeq and is a predicted model, not a curated record. Gene Ontology annotation, molecular function: medium-chain fatty acid-CoA ligase activity.
CAUGGGUUUGCCUUGAGUUCUCGUUCCUCAUUCUAAACACUGCCGUCAGGCGUGUCGGUUGGUGCGAGCUUUCCUCGUGGCGCUUGAGCCUGCGCGUUUUCGUGAUUUCACCAGGAAGUGCAUGGGAUGUAGCUUCUGUAGUAAACCUUGCCUGAAAAGUAUCCAAGCGCUGACAGUUCUGUGACGCGUCAUACCCAGUGGCGAGCAGCUUGCGUUACGGGCUCGGAAAGCAUGUUUUCCUCGCGCGGCAAAACAACGAUGGCCCUUCUCCGUCACACCAAACCGCUGAUUCGUGCGCUGCUUCGUGCUCAGCGCCAUACAGCUACAAGGCCACAGUCUGCUGUGGUUGUGGAACAACGGAAGCUUGUCACCAGCUACCAAUGUGAGCCGAGUGAAAUGCCCCUGACUGGUGAAACAUUCGGACAGCACAUAGACGGCGCUGCUGCCAAGUGGGGUGAUGAUGUUGGCUGGGUGUUUCAGCACAAUAAUCAACAAAUGACCUUUGGAAAUUACAAAGCUGAUGUGGACAGUGUUUGCAAAGGAUUGUUAUCUGCUGGUUUCACCAAAGGAGAUACAAUUGCCAUCUGGUCUCCUAAUUCGUACAACUGGAUAGUUAUUUAUGGUGCUAUGGCAAAGGCUGGCAUCCUGUCUGCUUGUGUACAUCCUGCUUAUACUGCAGUGGAGUUUGAAAAAGUGCUGACAAAGGUGCGUUUUGCAGGGAUAUAUGUUCCAGAAUCAUUCAAGGUUCUCAAGUACUAUGAGAUGCUCUGCUCCUUGAUUCCUGAGCUAAAAGACUCCAAUCCUGGCCAGCUGAAUUCUAAGAAGUAUCCAUUCCUAAAAGGCAUUAUUGUGGAGAGCGACAAGGCAUUGCCAGGCUGCAUCAACUGGCAAGACAUUCUGCAAGGAGGAAACGUCAACUUAGCGGAGGCAGAAAGCAAAGUUGGCAUGGAUGAUCCUGUUACCAUUGUGUUUACUUCUGGGACCACAGGAGCUCCAAAGGCAGCUAUGCUUUCCCAUCAUGGAUUUGUAAACAAUUCUAUCAUGUAUGACCAUGCUUCACCUGAAGCUGAGCGCUCAGUCCUGUGCAGCCCCUUACCUUUCUUCCACGUCUUCGGCAUGACUACCAUCCUGGGCUUGACUGUUAUACGAGGAAACUGUUCUGUGGUUCCAAGUCCUGGUUAUGACACCAAGGAGGUUCUCAAAUCCAUUCAUACGUAUAGGUGUUCACAGGUUGCUGGAGCACCAACCAUGAUUGCAGACAUGAUAAAUCAUCCAGAGUUCAGGAGCUUUGAUCUUUCCUGCCUAAACAGAGUUGUAAUGGGAGGCAAUGCGGUGACACCAGAGAUGAGAAGGUUGGCCAGGGAAAAGUUCAAAGCCGACGUCUGGGUUGGCUAUGGAGCUACAGAGACAACAACAGUAGCUACUCUGGUGACUGAAAGAGAUCCUGAGAGCAAGCAAGAGACAACUGUUGGGAGACCUGUAGGCUACGUAGAGGUAAAGAUCGCAGAUCCUGUCACGGGCAGGGAGACUGCCAUCAAUGAACCUGGAGAGGUGUGGGUUCGAGGUCAUAAUAUCUUUAUUGGCUACUACAAUGAUGAAGCAAAGACUAAAGAAGUCAAAGGACCUUCUGGAUGGUAUAAGACUGGAGACCUGGGCAAAAUGGAUGAAGAUGGCUACCUGAGUAUCAUCGGGCGUCUGAAGGAUAUGGUCAUCAGAGGAGGAGAGAACAUUUAUCCACUUGAGAUUGAAGAAGUUCUCAACACCCACCCUGCUGUUGAUGAAUGCCAUGUAAUUGGAGUGCCAGAUUUGCGGAUGGGUGAAGAACUUUGUGCCUGGGUGCUGCUUAAGCCAGAAUCCAAGGUAACUGAUGCUGAGCUUCAGCAGUACUGCAAAGGCAAGCUUAGCCACUUCAAGAUUCCAAAGUAUUUCCUCUAUGAGAAAGAUUAUCCAAAGACAGCUAUAGGCAAAGCACAGAAAAACAGAAUGCGGGAAACAGCCGCAAUGAAGUUAGGUCUGUGAGCAGGAAGAACUCAGUGAUGAUGGACUUUACCACCUUGAUCACCUUGUGGCUUCUGGUGCUUGUUGGCCUCUUGGACCUGAGCCUGCAAAUGGCAAUAAGAAGAGUCAUUUCUUGCUUCAGAAGUGGUGCAAGCAUUGGCAGCAUGCAUUUGUUGACUUUUUCAAAGGCAGUACAGCAAGUAAAGACAUCAUGGUGUGUAGUGAUAAACUAUAUUGGAACUUAUGUGUCAUGCUUGUUGUAAGAGCAGUCAGAUGUGGUGGUGGCCUGUAGAGCAGAUGAUAUUACGGUGUGCUUAUAUUUGCUCGCUUAUUCUGCACUGUUAAAUGACAAGGAUACAGGCUCUUUCACAAAGAGGCAAUCCUUCUAUGUGGUAUAGGAGCCCUCCACAAAAUGCGUACUGUUUCUCAGGAACACACGGAGAAGCUGUACCUGUGGUUUUACUGAAUGUGAAACGGAGUUUCACUCGCAGAUUUGUCAAGUCGCAAUUGUUCUAGUGACAGUGUUUACAGGUCACCAGUGAUACAUGCAUUUAGUGUGUUUAUUGUGCUAUGUAAAGGAGGCCAUGACUACUACUUGUUUAUCUUCUUUCAGUACGUAUAGAAAGUCUGAAUAGACUGGCAGUUCUUAUGGAACACAAGUUUUGUGAUAAAACAUGAAAGUUCUGUUUGUAGAGUCUAUAAGCGCGACUGAACGAGGACGUAGAAAGAAACAGAUACACAGACACAGCGCUUUGUAUUGUGCUUUGUAUACGGAUAUUUGUUUAAAUAAUUACUCGCAACUCAAAUCAUGUUUUAUGCACAGACAAUUGGUCCACUUAUCUGUACAGAAAAUAGAAAGAGCUUAAGCUUUGCUCAUUUUCUUUUUUGUUUUGAUGUUUUGCUCAGAUAAAUAUAGCCACUCACCUGUGUCUUUGUCUUACCAUAUGCCAACUUUUACUGAGCUAAGUUAUGCCGUCAAAUCCGAAUGCAUGCAAUAUUUUGUAUUUUGUUUGUCUUUGGCAAUUCUCUUCAUCUUUACGACGCAUUCUCUGAUAGUGCUCAAUAUUUUGUUGUUAUCGAGUAUGUUGAGUUGGAUGUGUAUUUGAGAAUGUUGUGCAUAAAAUGCCAAGGUUUGUUCUUAGCUGUGCUGGGAAUCAUCUGAAAUGACUUCGUGGGCUAUACUGCAUGUUAUGGUACACUUUUUCCUCUUUAAUCUAGUGCCACAUCUUGUAUCAUACUGUGCCUUCUGUUUAAUCUCAUUUCAGUCAUCUUGUGGCAAACUGUGUGUUAAGAUGUGUUAACCACACAUGCCAUAUUCACAUGAAUAUAGCAUUACUUCAUUUCUCAUAAAUUUCCAGACUAAAAGUUUAGAUUGGAAUAAAUAGCACUCUAGGAAGCUUGUAAACAAACUGUCCUAUGAUUAAUAUAUGUUUUUUUUUUCUUCAAUACAUUGGGCUUCAUCUUUGAACAAAGAAGCUUUGAAUGGAGGAAGCAGGCCCUAUUUUAUUACUUUUGCAUUCACCCUAUACAAAAAUAGGCUAUGUACUAAAAUGAUAAAAUUAUCUAUCUCAUGCCAAAAACGAUGGUUUCUUGCAAAUCUGGCAUAAAGCUAUUUUGCUGAAAAUGUGAUGCGUGCUUUCUGUGAUUUGUACACGAUUUUCUUCAGCCCCAAAGAUAUGUAGUCAUUUUCAUUGGAUACAUGGUACUACAUAAUAUACGCACUUAUGUGGUCUCCUA